UCAGACUGUGUGGGAUGGUGCCGGACCAUCGUAUUUCUCUUACAGUCUGAGGUUCCUCAGGAUGAGAGAUGGUGCCGUCAUUCCAACAGAUAAGAAGUUUUUCUGUGCUGAGUGUGGGAAGUGUUUCAAUUUGAAAUCCGAUCUUAGAGCACAUAAAAAAUCUCACAUAGGUGAGAAGCCGCAUUCCUGUCCUGAGUGCGGGAAAUGUUUCCGUUUAAAAUCUAGAUUUAUUGAGCAUAAAAAAUCUCACUCAGCUGAGAAGCCGUACUGUCCUGAGUGUGGGAAAUUCUUCUUAACAAAGUCCCAUCUUUCCUUACAUCACAGAUCUCACACAGGGGAAAAGCCAUUUUCCUGCCCUGAAUGCGGGAGAUGUUUUCGAGCGAGGUCCAAUCUUUACAUACAUUGGAGGUGUCACACUGGUGAGAAGCCAUAUUCCUGUCCUAAUUGCGGGAAAUGUUUUUCACAGAAGUCCAGUCUUAACACACAUCAGAGAUCUCACACGGGGGAAAAGCCGUAUUCCUGUCUUGAGUGCGGGAAAUGUUUUUCAUACAAGUACAUGCUUUCCAGCCAUCAGACAUUGCAUACGGGGGAGAAGCCGUAUUCUUGUCCUGAGUGCGGGAAAUGUUUUUCACUGAAGUCCCACCUUUCCAGACAUCAG
This is a messenger RNA of Rana temporaria (common frog), 658 nucleotides long. Its product is annotated as oocyte zinc finger protein XlCOF22-like. Gene Ontology annotation, biological process: regulation of transcription by RNA polymerase II. The annotation marks the transcript as partial. NCBI's taxonomy places the organism in Eukaryota, Metazoa, Chordata, Amphibia, Anura, Ranidae. The transcript has a single exon. Gene Ontology annotation, molecular function: RNA polymerase II cis-regulatory region sequence-specific DNA binding; DNA-binding transcription factor activity, RNA polymerase II-specific. The record is from RefSeq and is a predicted model, not a curated record.